Rhinichthys klamathensis goyatoka is the source of this 2766-nucleotide messenger RNA. It is a transcript of the gene sema4ba, whose product is annotated as sema domain, immunoglobulin domain (Ig), transmembrane domain (TM) and short cytoplasmic domain, (semaphorin) 4Ba. The coding region runs from base 238 to 2733 and encodes 831 amino acids. The record is from RefSeq and is a predicted model, not a curated record. Lineage: Eukaryota; Metazoa; Chordata; Actinopteri; Cypriniformes; Leuciscidae. The transcript is spliced from 14 exons. Gene Ontology annotation, biological process: axon guidance; positive regulation of cell migration; neural crest cell migration. Gene Ontology annotation, molecular function: semaphorin receptor binding; chemorepellent activity.
AGUCUACACAAGCACAUGGAGACUGAAUUGGGCCGUAUCGUCGUCCUUGAGGACUUGUUUCUUAGUGGAAAUCCACCAUUGUGAGGCCCUGUGAAGGUGACCACCGGUCAUCACAUCAAUACGCUGCUCUCAUUUCAGGAGCUUGAGGAGAAGAAGAAAAACAAACAAGCAAGGGAAAAGAUCUUCAUGAGCGCCAGAAAAUCCAGAGACAGAACACACUGAGACACAAGGAGCAAAAUGUGGACACUAAACAUGACACGGUUCUCUUUCCUGUUCCUCCUCAUUGUCCUCCUGGCUGGAUGGGGUCAAGCAGCAGAAGACGACGUCACCCCUCGCCUGAGUUUCUCUUACAAUGCAAACGAGAGGUCGGCCAAGAGAUUUUCACCCAAUGGAGUCUUCAAUUACACCUCUCUGCUCCUCAGUAAAGAGGAUAACAUGCUGUACGUUGGCGCUCGAGAGACUCUCUUCGCACUCAAUAUCACCGAUAUCAGCAGAACACAGCUGCAGCGUAAUUUAACAUGGAGCACGCCACAGAGAAAGAGAGACGAGUGCAGUUUCAAAGGGAAAGACUUACUGACCGACUGCUUCAAUUACAUCAAGAUUUUACUGCGUGUGAACAGCACUCACCUGUACGUGUGUGGAACGUAUGCUUUCAGCCCUAUCUGCGCUUACAUCAACACGUCUGAUUUUUCCCUGGUGCGCAGUGAAAUGGGAGAAAUCGUCACCGAAGAUGGUCGAAGCCGGUGUCCUUUCAACCCUGAAUACAAGUCCACGGCCAUCCUAGCUGAUGGAGAACUGUAUGCCGGGACAGUCAGUAACUUCCAAGGGAACGAACCUAUCAUUUACAAAAGCCUUGGCCAGGGCACAGCCUUAAAGACUGAAAACUCACUGAACUGGCUUCAAGACCCCGCUUUUGUGGGCUCAGCCUACAUUCAGGAGAGUUUGCCCAAAGGCAACACGGUCGGCGAUGAUGAUAAGAUUUACUUCUUCUUCAGUGAAGCGGGAAAGGAGUUCGAUUUCUUUGACAACACCAUUGUGUCACGCAUCGCUCGCGUGUGUAAGGGCGAUAAAGGUGGAGAGAGGGUUCUUCAAAAGAAAUGGACAACCUUUCUGAAAGCCCAGCUCCUGUGUUCAUUGCCUGACGAUGGGUUCCCCUUCAACAUCAUCCAGGACAUGUUUGUACUGACCCCCAGCAAAGAGGCCUGGAAGAGUACCGUGUUUUAUGGAGUCUUCACCUCACAGUGGUACAAAGGUGCUUCAGGAAGCUCAGCUGUAUGUGCGUUUACCAUGGAUCAGGUUGAAGAGGCGUUUAAUGGACGUUACCGGGAAGUUAAUCGGGAGACGCAGCAGUGGUACACCUACAACCACCAAGUACCAGAACCCAGACCUGGAGCGUGCAUCACCAACGCGGCCCGUGCCCAAGGGAUCUCGUCCUCUCUGCACAUGCCUGAUAAAGUGCUGAACUUUGUGAAGGACCACUUCCUCAUGGAUAGCGUGAUUCGCAGCCAGCCUCUGCUCCUCAAACGAAACGUGCGCUACACGCAGCUCGCUGUGCACCGAGUACAGGCUCUUCACAAGACCUACGAUGUGCUCUUCAUCGGCACAGAUGAUGGCAGGAUUCACAAAGCCAUCAACGUUAAUCACAAGAUGUAUAUUAUUGAAGAGCUGGUGAUUUUCCCCGAGCCUCUUUCUGUACAACACAUCGAACUGGAUGAUGAGAAGGGACUGUUGUUUGUGUCCAGCUAUUCUGGGCUGGUUGAAAUCCCUCUUGCCAACUGCUCCAACUACCAGAGCUGUGGAGAGUGUGUGUUGUCUAGAGAUCCUUACUGUGCCUGGACAGGGAAGCAGUGUUCAAAUAUCAAACAUGCUCCAACUAAGAGUCAAUGGCAACAAGAUGUGGAUGAUGCCAACACUGCCAUGUGCAAAAUGACAAUGCCAAGCCCUCGUUCUGCAAGGCCGACUCCACCACGUGUUCCAUCAUGUCAUGUGGUACAAAUACCUGUCAACACAUUUACGGUUCUACCCUGCAAGCUGCGAUCCAACUUGGCUGAGAGGCGAUGGGAGUACAGUCAAACCGCCGAGCGAUUCGUCUACCCUAGUCCUGACGGCGGCCUGGUGGUCGUAGCCCAAGUGGACAGGGAGGAGAUCUAUGAAUGUUGGUCUGAAGAAGGUGGCUACCAACAACUUCUGGCCAAUUAUUGCGUUAAAGCAGAGCACGAAAGCACCACCCUGACUGGACGAUCCCGAACGCAGCUCGUGCCCCAAGGGGAGGCGAUUAUCCUGCCCGGGGAAACGUGGUCGCCGCAGAAAACCAAAACGUACUGGAAUGAACUGAUUGUUGUGUGUGCCUUACUGGUGUUCUCCCUGGUGGUCCUGUCGCUGUUUGUGGCAUACAGGAACCGAGAUAGGAUGAAGUCCAUGCUGAAGGAAGGCGAGUGCCCCAACAUGCAACAGAAGAAACCGCGAAUUCCAGGGAAGCACACGGAAAGCCUUCCAUUAAACGGCAACAAUAUCCCGCCCUCUGUGUCUGACCACAAGGGCUACCAGACGCUCAAUGAUAACUACAUCUGCAGCACUCCAACCCACGAAUGCUCCUCACCCGAGAACAGCAAGAGCUUCUCGGAAUCCGAAAAGAGGCCAUUGAACUUAAAAGAGAGCCACGUGGAAAUCUCGCCGACUUGCCCGCGGCCUCGAGUACGACUGGGCUCGGAAAUCAAAGACUCGAUUGUUUAAGUUGGUUUGGGAUGACUGUUAAAAAAAUUAAAA